CUAGACUGUUGCUCUCUGGAGAUGGAACCAUUGGGUGCAUGCCAAGACCAUGCCAUAGCAGCAAAAGAGAUCACGAUGACAUUGCAGCAGAGGCAGUGUAUCGGUCAUCACUGUAUCUGGCCUGUCAGCCGGGAAGAGCUGUAGAAACGUCACGAGAGCCGGCGUGUGAGCUGCACCACGUUGCAAAUAAAUUGGUUCAAGCUCAAGUAUCAACCCGACAUGAAGCAUCACAAGCAAAUGGAGAGAAAGUUCUGUCCACAAGUGCCACACAAACAGAUGUUCAAGCUGUUGCUUCACGUUCCUUGUCUUUUGUGGCCCCGAAGCAGUCUUCUUCACUGGUGUCUGCACAAAGUCGACUGCAUUCCUGCCAGUGGUGCACCUAUGUCACCCGCCACAAGUCAUCUAUGAACAGACACCUUCAGAAACGCCAUGGCGAGCGCCCCUUGAAGUGCCAGUUCUGUCCAGCAUCAUUCAAUCAUAACUCCAAGCUGGACGUUCAUGUACGCACUCACACAGGAGAGCGCCCCUUUUCCUGUGUCCAGUGCAAUGGAUCGUUUUUUACGAAAGACCAACUCAAAACACACAUGCGGAGGCACACAGGAGAGCGUCCCUAUUCUUGUGCCCACUGCAAUGCAUCUUUUAUAGUGAAAUCCGCGCUCAAUCAGCACAUUUGGUCGCACACCGGAGAACGUCCACACAAAUGUAGCCAGUGUACCGCAUCCUUUACUCAGAAAAGAAGCCUCGUCCAUCAUAUUUUCUUGCACACAGGAGAGCGCCCGUUCUUUUGUUCCCACUGCAAUGCUUCUUUUUCAAUAAAAAAGUACCUUGAUGAGCACCUGCGCACUCACACGGGAGAGCGUCCUUUCUCCUGUGUUCACUGCGGUGCAUCAUAUUGUCGGAAAACCAGCCUCAUCAAACACAUGCGCAAGCACUCAGAAGAGCGUCCUUUCUCCUGUGCCCACUGCAGUGCUUCAUUCGUGAUGAAAAGCUACCUCAACGAGCACAUGCGCAAUCACGAAGGACAGCGUCUCUUCUUCUGCGUCCACUGCGAUGCAUCCUUUAUGCUUAAAAAGUGCCUCGACAAACACAUCCGCAUCCACACGGAAGAAUGUUCCUUCUCCUGUGCCCAUUGCAAUGCAUCUUUUUCAGCGAAAGGGGGCCUUGAUAAACACAUGCGUAUUCACACAGGAGAACGUCCCUUCAAGUGUGUCCAAUGUAGUGCAUCUUUUUCUCAGAAUAGCCACCUCCUUACACACAACCGUGUGCACACAGGAGAACAUGCCUUCUCCUGCUUUAUUUGUAAUGCAUCUUUUUCUAAAAAAAAUGACCUCAUGAAACACAUCCGCAUACACACAGGAGAGCAUCCCUAAUCCUGUGUUCAGUAUUAUGGAUGCUUUUCAGUUAGAGGCUUCCUUGUUGAGCCCAUGUGCAGUGAUAGAAGAGAGCAGGGGUCUCUUCACUUGUGUGCACUGUAAUGUAACCUUUUUUUGCAAAGAAGCGGCCUCAUGACACAUGUCCGCACACACUUACGAGGCUGUUCCUCUGCUCGCUGCAGGGAAUCAUUUGUGAUGACGUGCUACCUUGUUGAGCACACUCCCUCAAGAUAGCUCCCUUCUCCUGCGUCCACUGUAAUGCACCCUGUAGAGAAGCCGCCGAACACUGAAAUGGGUCAAACUCUCAAGUGCUCUCUAGUGGGUCUACCCAAAAAGAAUGCCACUCGCGCAGAGAGUCUGUGCUUGGCCGUUACUGUCGCCAUUGUGUAUACUCGCUGUGUGCUGGCUAAUAAACGCCAUAACAAGUUG
Messenger RNA from Rhipicephalus microplus (southern cattle tick), 1802 nucleotides. RefSeq lists its product as uncharacterized. NCBI's taxonomy places the organism in Eukaryota, Metazoa, Arthropoda, Arachnida, Ixodida, Ixodidae. The record is from RefSeq and is a predicted model, not a curated record.